Molecule: messenger RNA, 1967 nt
Organism: Pyricularia oryzae 70-15
Lineage: Eukaryota; Fungi; Ascomycota; Sordariomycetes; Magnaporthales; Pyriculariaceae
Exons: 3
Coding region: 609-1673 (354 amino acids)
Source: RefSeq, a predicted model, not a curated record
CAUGGAUUCAUUUCUGGACUACCGCACCUUAGUUUUUUGCUGGAGCAUUGAAGCUGGGGGGUCUUAUUCAUUUUGACAGCGAAGAACCCAGCCGCGACAUUUCAACGUUACCGCAACACUGUGCACGUUUUCACUCGUGACACUUUUGACCAACUCAUCGUCCCAAGCCUUCUGUUUACUUGUCAUUCAUUAAUCCCGAGCUUCUGACUUAAAACCAUCCUCCGGCCUGGUCGCCUGGAUAAACUCGACUUUCGCUCGUUCCUAGACGCAACAAGCUGUCUUUGACCUGACGCCCGUCUGCCAUCUUAUACAGAUUACGCCAUCGUGCCUGGUCUUUUUUCGAGUGGCAAAUCUCUGUCCGAUACCGAUCCAGCGGGUCAGGCUACCGUCCAAGUCGAGCUAUCCUCCUCCCGUUCGGCGCGGCACGUCCCUUUAGGCUCCGCAUCCCGAUCCUAGAAAAAAAAACCAACAAGAACUUCUAGAAACCUAGAACACACGCGCGCCCGAAACACACCUAGCCAUUUCGGACUACCGCGGAUACCCUUUCCUCCGAAAGCAAAACCUAAUACUCAUCUCUGGCUCGUCCUUGUACAAACAAAAAUAAAACGAUGCAGCUGUCAUCACCGACGAGGCGGCGGGCGCCAAAGACGAUCCUCUCGCUCCUGAUGCUGCUCCCCGGCAUCAGCACGGCGGCGAAGCUAGAGUGCGACAAGAUCGCCACCGAUGGCUUCACGUUCAACCUGGACGCGCUAAAGGGCCCGCACACGGUCAUCACGAGCGUGCACCACGGCACGCGCUUCACAAACGUCACAUACUCACUCGACCUGUGCGGGCCGCUCAAGAGGAAGGACGACGUCAAGAAGGAGGAUGCGUGCCCUGAGGGUUCAUGGGUAUGCGGCAUCUCACACAACAUCGACACGGCAUCCAAGACGGACUCGAUCGUCGAGAUCCGCCCCAUCGCCGGCGACGUGGACGGGGCGACGCUGGACCCGGUCGCGACGCGGCUGAGCACGUCGAGCGCCGACGGGGACAAGGACAAGGUCGGCGUGCGGCUGGUCCUGCAGGGCGGGCACUACAACGGCAGGAAGCAAAAGGCCGUGGUCGAGGUGCUCUGCGACGACAAGCUCGACGGCACAGAGGGCGAGUGGAAGUCGGACGAGCUGGGCAUCCCCCCGCCUCCCUCUGCCAAGACCGCCGAGGACGGCAAGGACAAGGACGACGUCCCCCACCAGCUCAAGAAGGACGGCGCGGCGCUCAUCUGGGAUAGCUACGGCCCGUCCGAGGAGGAUCCCAAGAACAUGGACGUCUUGAAGCUCACGUGGAAGACGAAGCAUGCUUGCGAAAAGAGGAACGAGGGUGGCAGUGGUGGCGGUGACAAGGGCGGCAGCGGUGGCAGCGGCGAUGGUGACAAGGACAAGGACAAGGGAGGACAGGACGAAAGCAAGCACUGGGGCUUCUUUACCUGGAUGAUUAUUCUCGUAUUCCUCGGCGUCGCGGCAUACCUCAUCUUUGGCUCUUGGCUCAACUACAACCGGUACGGCGCGCGGGGCUGGGACCUCCUCCCGCACGGCGACACGAUCCGCGACGUUCCUUAUCUUAUGCAGGAUUGGAUCCGCAGGGUGGUGCAGACCUUGCAGGGUGGUGGGAGCAGAGGAGGGUACAGCGCUGUGUGAGAAAGAAUCUUCUUUUAUUUUAUUUUUUGAAAAGAGGGUGAUUUUUUUGGGAGGGGAGGGAGAGCGGUUCUUUUAUUUUGUGUGUGAAGAAAGUUGAUACAGGCUUUGUUUCUUUUGUUCUUCUGUUUAAUUCUCCUUUUCCUCCUGAUCUCUUCUUGCCACGAUUUUUUCCGCCUCCUUUGUCCCGUGUAGUCGUAGGUUUGUGUUGUUGCUAGAGUCCCGUCACAUGUUGCAUAUUCUAUAGAGAAAACCAUUUUGCACAAGGUGUAAUUCCGUACAUAUCGACCCCGGACG